This is a messenger RNA of Pantherophis guttatus, 2204 nucleotides long. RefSeq names its product RALY heterogeneous nuclear ribonucleoprotein (gene RALY). Gene Ontology annotation, cellular component: nucleus. Gene Ontology annotation, molecular function: RNA binding. NCBI's taxonomy places the organism in Eukaryota, Metazoa, Chordata, Lepidosauria, Squamata, Colubridae. The record is from RefSeq and is a predicted model, not a curated record.
CGAUUCCUCCACUGCUAAGCCUGAGGAAUCGCAUCAAGCCGCGCUCAGCGAAUAAAUCUCUGCCUCCUUUUCCCCGCCCGGUUUCCCUCCCCGCCGCCUAGUCUCUUCAGGAACGGACUUUUUCAAAAUUAGGCAGAGGGGGAAGACGAGGCGUUCUGCAGAGUCAGGACCUUUGACGCCCACCCACAACGCCCUCUCGUGUCUUCCAGCAAAUCCCCCUCCAUCUUUUUUUUUGAAGAGUCCUUCCCGGGUUUGCUUUUGCGGGGUUUCCCACCGCGAAAAAGCCCGGGAGCUGCAGAGGUCUGCGGUCCUUCGACCCCCUCCCGGCCCUAGGAAUGGUGCGUUCUGCUGAAAGGCAUCUUAGCGCCAGGAAUCUCAGCUCCGUCAGUGUGUUCGCAGCUUGGUAGAGUUGGCGGCUGCUGCCUACCCGAGCAAAGAGCGGUAGCUUGGGCUGCUGCGGGGCUGUUACUGUCUGUCUUGGUGCUGGCCCUCUUCCUCUUUCCUCCUUCCCUGUCUUCUUUCACUCACUUCUUCUUUGAUAUUUUUACUUCUGAACAUUUUCUUGCUUGGUAAAUCUAGAUUUGUUAAGGAAUACUACCCCCGUUUAGCCUCCUCAUCUAGUGGGCAAGGAGGAUUGAGGGAUUCAUAUCUAAAACACCAAACUUGGUGUCAUCUCUCUGAAUCUUACCAGUCUUAUAAUAAAUCAUUAUAAGAUUCCUGAGAAAAAUAAUCAGAUGUUCUGACAUUGCCAUUAGCUUUAAUGUGUCCCAUUUUUUGGCCUGAUUUACACAAAGUCUUGCUGUAAUCUUGCUGAAAGGUGUCAAGAUGUCAUUGAAAGUACAGACAAGUAACAUCACAAACAAGAAUGAUCCCAAGUCCAUCAACUCCAGGGUCUUCAUUGGGAACCUCAACACAGCAGUGGUCAAGAAGUCAGAUGUAGAAACCAUCUUCUCUAAAUAUGGCAGAGUGGUGGGCUGCUCUGUGCACAAAGGCUAUGCAUUUGUACAAUAUUCAAAUGAAAGGCAUGCACGGGCUGCUGUCCUAGGGGAGAAUGGGAGAGUACUCGCCGGUCAGACUCUAGAUAUAAACAUGGCUGGAGAACCGAAGCCCAACAGACCAAAAGGACUAAAGAGAACAGCAUCUGCCUUGUACAGCAGUGGCUAUGACUUUGACUAUGAUUACUACAGAGAUGACUUCUAUGACAGACUCUUUGAGUAUCGAGGAAGAGUCUCUCCCAUACCCAGGAUGGUUCCCGUGAAGCGGCCACGAGUCACCAUCCCUUUAGUACGACGUGUCAAAGCAACUAUCCCGGUCAAGCUCUUUGCCAGAUCUGCUGCUCUUGUGAACAGCUCCGCCAAAUUAAAAUUGAAAUGCAGUGAACUGCAGACAAUUAAAACUGAGCUGACACAGAUCAAAUCCAACAUUGAUGCUCUCUUGGGCAGAUUGGAGCAGAUUGCUGAACAACAGAAAGCACCUACAGAAGUUAGAAAAAAGGCAGAUGGAAACAAAAGUGAAAUUUCUCAGGAAGACACAGCAUCAGAAGCAGACGUGAACACAGAAGAGCCAUUAAAUGGGGAAGAAGAGGAAGAGGAAGAGGAAGGCCUUGUGCAGGAUGAUUGUGACGAUGAAUUGGAGAAUAGCCAUUUCACGUAUGUGGAAGAGUCCAGCCUACAGUAAUUAGGUUCCCUUCUCUGUACAAUACUGUAAGAUGGUUUAUUCCUAGUUGCCAACUUCAAAAAUAGAUGGAGCGUUGUUUGCUUAGCAGGGUAAUCCAAUCUUUCAGACUCCAACUACUGUUCAGGAAAGGGUGAGAAUCACAUUUUCAUACGGGCCAAAUUCAGAGGAGCUGAUCCUACCCUUCUAAGGAUUUCUACUGGAAGAUAUACAACCAGAUGUAAGGAUCUUCUCUUCUUCAGGACAUAUUAACAGAAGAUUGCGUCUCUCAAAGCACAGUAAUUUACAACAAUUUCUUUGUUGAAAAUACAAGUUACAAACAGGCAAGCAUUGUUUUUAUUUUCUUUAUUCUUUUGGCUCUUCUCUAUUAGCUUAUCCUGCAAAGUUUGGUCACUUUGGCGUCCCUAGCUAUUUUCAAAAUGCUUCCUAGACUUUGUUUUGCUAUGAACAAAUGCAGGACUGAAGAAUGGAAGAAAUGGGGGGAGGGGGAUUUGUACAUAAAAUCCUGUAUAAUAAAAGGAAGAACUUGA